Pygocentrus nattereri (red-bellied piranha) is the source of this 2315-nucleotide messenger RNA. It is a transcript of the gene chgb, whose product is annotated as chromogranin B. The record is from RefSeq and is a predicted model, not a curated record. Gene Ontology annotation, cellular component: secretory granule. Lineage: Eukaryota; Metazoa; Chordata; Actinopteri; Characiformes; Serrasalmidae. Bases 201 to 1847 code for a protein of 548 amino acids. The transcript is spliced from 5 exons.
GCGCUUCACUUGGGACAUGACGCAAGUCUUGGCGGUGCAGCCCACGAUCACUUCAUUCUCCUUCUGCCCUCAAAACAGACGCAGCGAGCGCGCAGAGGUACAACAAGGCGCUCGCUCAGCGGGAGAAGAGCAGCGCUUUGUUGUUGUUUCUCCCCGUUUCGGGUAGAAGAAUCUUUCUUUUUGGCACCGUUUACAUCGUCAUGAAGUUCUUGUGCCUUCUCGUUGUGGCUCUGUCCCUUUUUGCAGACAACAAGUCAUUACCAGUUGGACAAGAUGGCAGAAAGGAAAACCUGCUCACCCAUUGUUUGGUCCAGAUAAUUUCUAAGGCAUUGUCCAAACCAGAUGGCACUCCACUGCAACCAGAAUGUAAAGAAAUUCUCAAGGCAGGUUCCACUCACUCUUCCCCGGUGAAAAAGGGUGAGGAAGAUGUUCUGCCUCCAGAGCAAGAGGAGAAGAGACACGAUGACAGGGAAGAGGAAGUCAUUAAUGAGCUUCUCAAGACAAAGGAGGAAAAGCGCGAAGACACGGAUGAGGAACGGAGCCAGGAGGAAUUCCCAAAUUAUUACAAAAGGUACCAUCUUCUAACAAGCAAGGAAAAACGGGAAGACCCAGAUGAUGAGAGGAGCCAAGAGGAAUUCCCUCAAAAGAGGCACCAUUUUCUCUCCACUAAAGAGAAGCGUGAGGAUGAAGGUGAGGAGCGAAGCCAAGAAGAAUUUCCAACCUACGAGCACAAAAGGCACCAUCUAACAAGCAAAGAAAAGCGUGAUGAAUCAGACUAUGACCGAAGCCAGGAAGAGUUCCCAAGUUUUAACCAAAAAAGGCAUCAUGAGGAAGAUGAGGAGAGUGAAGAGAGAGAGAAACGAAUCUGGAAACCUUCUCACAGGUACCAUCACAAAAAGCUGCACCACAAGCGGGAUGAUGAGUCAUCGGAUGAAAAUCUUGCUGGACUGAGCACUCAAGAGAAGAGGUCAGAGGAAUCAGUGGAGGAAGAAGAAGAACAAGAAGAAGAGAGAGCUAAACGGCACUGGAGGCCUGAUAGACACCACCAAAGGAGACAUCACAAACGGGAUGGUGAUGCUUCUGACGAAGAAUCUGAAGACAUGGAAAGUGAGGAGAGAGAGAGGAGGGCCUGGUGGCCCAGUCACUGGUUCCAACACCAAAGAUAUCACAAGCGCAGUGGAGAAUCAUCUGAGGAGGAUUCUGAUGAGCAGCAACCUGAGAAGAGAUAUGAGGAUGCUGAAGGGAGUGAAGAUAAGGAAAAAAGGAUCCACUACAAUAAGCACUACUACGAGCAUGGUGGGAAUGAAGAUGAGGCAAGCAAAAAUGAGAAAAAGCACCAUCUUUACGACUCACUGGAAGAGGCCCUCAAGCGCCUUUCACCUGAAGAAGAAGAGGAGAAGCUAAUUGCUCGAGAGAUAAGCGAAAACAAACACCAUUUGCCCAGCCAAGAGGAGGAGAAGAGGCACCACACUGCUUCAGAUGAAGAGAAGCAGGAGAAGGAGGCAGCACUGAAAUACCUGACUAAGAAAAAGAAUGAGUUAGAGGAGCGUCUGCUGAAAGAGGGUGAAGUUUAUGAGAAGCGCAAUCCCUGGAUUUAUCGAGGCUACUACCAUCCAGCCUGGUACAAGAGGAAUUCCGAGGAAAAUGAGGGAUUGGCAGGUGUGCAUCCUUCACAGAAACUAGAGGAGCUUGCCAAUGCCAUCCGAUACAAGCGGGGUCUCCUGUCUGAAAAAGAUUCAUCUGAGGGAGAAAAGGCUGGACCCCAUCAGAGGGCUCUUACUCCAGAUGAGUUAAAAGAGCUGGAGAAAUUGGCCUCAAUGGACCAACAACUAAAGCACCUAGAUUAAACAACUGCAGAUUCAGAAGCUAACCAGCCAACCAGACAAGAGGCAACAGUUAACAUUCCUCAUUAUGACCUUCCAGAGGCUGUGUGUGUGUUGCUGCUUUGGGCUGCUUUGGGAUUAAUUCAUGCAUUUAAAAAAAAUUUAUAUAUAUAAGUUUGCUUAUAGCAUUGGUCCAUUUUUUUAUGUGAAGUAUUACUGAUAGUGGAGGCCUUAUAUUAGAUAACUGCAUUACUGAAUGGCUUAGGCAUUUAUUAUCUCAACCUUUUGGAAUGAACAAAAAAGCACAAAAAUAUGCCUGUUUAUUAUUGUGCAUCUUACAUAAUUGUGGAAUUUGAUGUUACAACUCAAAAGCAUGCUGUCUUUUAAAUGAUGGUUUAAAAAAAGUUCAUUCUGUAUGACUUUCUAUAUACACUUAGGUUUGCAUUGGUUGUGUGCAUCUAAUAAAAUGUGUUAUGAUGGGACCAAAAUAAA